AUGGGUUCGUACUUCAACGGGGUCACCGCUGCCCUCCGAUUUGCCAAGGACUACACUGUAGCUGCAGGUGCUUAUCUUCUCGCCUCUAAAACUCACAACCCUCUUGUCAUUCGAAUUCUUGGACAAAAUCCCGGACCUUUCACUUUGCAAGGCACUAAUACUUAUCUCGUCGGAGCUGGGAAGAAGAAAAUCCUGAUCGAUACCGGCGAACCGAACAUCAGUGAAUACGUCACUCUACUUAAAGCCACGCUUGAGGAGGAGCACAGCGAGAUUGCCUCUAUUAUCAUUACACACUGGCACAAUGAUCAUGUUGGUGGCAUUCCCAACGUCAUCAAGGAGAUUAUUGGUCAUGAGGUUCCAAUUUAUAAAAUGCGACGUGGGUCUGCGGAAGAUCCCUCGCAAUUUCAAUACGUAAAUGACGGGCAUGAAGUACAUGUGGAAGGUGCUACUUUAAAGUUCGUUUUUUAUAUUCACGUUCAAUUAUUUUGUGACAAGGUAUUAUCUAUUGAAUCGUUCAGUGGCGACUGUAUUCUUGGCGAAGGUACAACUGUUUUUGAGGAUCUCCAUGAUUAUAUGCAAAGUUUGGACAAGAUUAAAGGGCUUCAUCCAGAACGAAUAUAUCCUGGUUUGUUCCUCCAGAGCUUUCCAAAGCACUUUGUUUUGUGUGGUAUGCAUGCUUCAGCGGAUGCUUAUGAGGCACAGUAUGGUACGGGGUUACAUCAUAAAUAG
Strongylus vulgaris is the source of this 729-nucleotide messenger RNA. NCBI's taxonomy places the organism in Eukaryota, Metazoa, Nematoda, Chromadorea, Rhabditida, Strongylidae. The record is from the annotation of a GenBank genome assembly.